ACGAUUGUCAAGAUGGCGUGUAUUAAAGAGGAGAGUGAAGACCUGAAGAUUGAAGAAACAGUCAAACGUGAAGAUCCCGAGGAACAAACAGAUCUGAUUCUGCUGAAAGAGGAGUCGAACGAUUCUGAAGAAACAAACCAGCCCGAGAAACAUCAUGAAUUCAUACCUGGAGACAAGUCCAAUAGGAGCUCACAAACCGAAAACCCUUCCUCGCGGAACAAAACGGAAGGUAGUUCCGCCUGCAAACAUUGUGGAGAAACGUUCACGCAUAAAUCAAGCCUAGCUCUCCACAUGAAAGUUCACACGGGAGAAAAGCCGUACGCGUGUGCCGAGUGCGGAAAGAGUUUCACGCAUAAAGGAUACCUUAAAACGCACAUGAGAAGUCACAAUGAAGAGAGCUCCUAUUUCUGCGCGCUGUGCGAAAGCAGCUUCUCGCGGAAGGGAAGUCUGAAGACGCACAUGAGGGUUCACACCGGAGAAAAGCCAUACACCUGCGCUCAAUGCGGAAAGAGUUUCACCCGGAAGGGGACUCUUAACACACACAUGAGGAGCCACUCCGGAGAAAACCAUCACGUCUGCAAACUCUGCGGGAACAGCUUUUCCCGGAAAGGAAGUCUCAAGGCUCACAUGCGCAUUCACACCGGAGAGAAACCGUACGAGUGUCCUCAAUGUAAACGGAGUUUUACACGCAAGGGAACUCUUAAUUCCCACUUAAAAACUCACAUCGGAGUGACUCCGUCCUCCAAAGUAAAGAAGAGCGUUUCUAGAAGGGAGCAUCUCAAGACGAACACCGAAGAAAAGCCGUUCGCGUGUGUUCAGUGCGGACGGGGAUUCAAAUACAAGAAAAACCUGAAUCAGCACAUGAGGAUCCACUCCAGGGAGAGCUGUUUCGUGUGCCAGCACUGCGGCCGUCGCUUCACCAGCAGGAUCUACCUCAGGAAUCAUCUGAAAACACACACGGGAGAGAAGCCGUUCGUGUGCACGCACUGCGGGAAGAGUUUCUCCCUUAAAGGAAGCAUCAAAGUCCACAUGAGGAUUCACACCGGAGAGAAGCCGUUUACCUGUGACCAGUGCGGGAAGUGUUUCCGACAUAAAGUUACGUUCAAUUACCACAUGAGGAUCCACUCUAGAGAGGACGUGUUCGAGUGUCAGCAUUGCGGGAGUGAGUUCACUGACGGUAACGAGCUGGAGAAGCACGUGAACGUCCACUUAGGAGAAAAUCCCUUCAUGUGUCAUUACUGCGGGAAGACCUGCAUAAACAACGGAAACCUGGUGAUCCAUUUACGCGUUCACACUGGAGAGAAACCGUUCGUGUGUGUUGAGUGUGGGAAGAGCUUCACGCGUAAAGGAAACCUGGAGACUCACGUAAGAACUCACACUGGAGAGAGGCCGUAUAAAUGUGCUGAGUGCGAGGAGAGUUUUGUCUAUCAGAGAGAGCUGAAACUUCAUUCGCGGGUUCAUUCGGACUCCGUGAAGGCGUUUCGGUGCUCCAAGUGUAGCAGGAGCUUUAGAAAUGGGAGCAGUUUCAAAAAUCACCUCAAACUUCAUUCUGUUGUUAGGAGGUUUAGUUGCGUUUGGUAUAAUAAACGUGUUGCUUUGCUGUCACACUCGCAGGUACGCAUGAAAAGUAUCGCUGAUAUGAAAUCCUAUGUGUGUUGCUUGUGUAGAAAGAGAUUUAAAUGGCUUAGCAAUUUGAAAUGGCACCAGAGGACGUGUAUAGUACAAACUUAAUUUAAUUUGAGGCUCGUGAUGUUUGAUUGUGUAACAACUCAGUUAAAUCCUUGCACUUUUCACCAAGAAUAAAAGC
Messenger RNA from Danio aesculapii, 1807 nucleotides. RefSeq names its product gastrula zinc finger protein XlCGF57.1. The record is from RefSeq and is a predicted model, not a curated record. The coding region runs from base 13 to 1731 and encodes 572 amino acids. The transcript has 2 exons. NCBI's taxonomy places the organism in Eukaryota, Metazoa, Chordata, Actinopteri, Cypriniformes, Danionidae.